This is a messenger RNA of Formica exsecta, 3902 nucleotides long. RefSeq names its product huntingtin-interacting protein 1-like. Gene Ontology annotation, molecular function: phosphatidylinositol-3,4-bisphosphate binding; phosphatidylinositol-3,5-bisphosphate binding; clathrin-cargo adaptor activity. The record is from RefSeq and is a predicted model, not a curated record. Gene Ontology annotation, biological process: actin filament organization; clathrin coat assembly; endocytosis. NCBI's taxonomy places the organism in Eukaryota, Metazoa, Arthropoda, Insecta, Hymenoptera, Formicidae. The transcript has 15 exons. Gene Ontology annotation, cellular component: actin cortical patch; clathrin-coated vesicle. The coding region runs from base 192 to 2915 and encodes 907 amino acids.
CUUAAUUUGUUUUGUCAGAGCACAAUUGUAACUAAUCAAGAUAUCAUUUCUCUGCUUUAAAAUAUGUGUAGUCAUAUUUAUUAUUAUAACGAAUAUAAAUCUAAAAGAAAGAAGGAAGAGUUCCUUAUAAAUAAAUAGGUGCAAUUAUUGGUACAUAUCGAGAAAAAAGCGGCUCCAUUUUCUGGACAUAUAUGUUGAGACAACCAUUACAAGAGAAUCAGAUUGUUGCAUGGAAAUUUUGUCAUGUUUUGCACAAAGUAUUACGUGAGGGACAUCCCCGGGUUAUUGUCGAUUCUCAGCGAUAUCGUGGCAAGUUAGAAGAUAUUGGGAAAUUGUGGCAACACCUUAGAGAGGGCUAUGGGCGUCUCAUACAAUUGUAUACAAGACUAUUAAUCACUAAAUUAGAUUAUCACAAACGGAAUCCGCGCUUACCUGGAAAUUUGCAAGUAACGCCAGAGGAAUUAGAGGCGAUUGGAGAAAAUGAUAUUAAUGUAUACUUCCAGAUGUCUGUUGAGAUGUUCGAUUACAUGGAUGACAUCCUGAAUUUACAGCAUGCAGUCUUCGGCUCAUUGGACUUGUCGCGAUCCAAUUCGAUGACACCUUGCGGACAAUGUCGACUCGCACCUUUGAUCCCGUGUAUUCAGGACGCUUCGCAGCUGUACGAUUGUUGCGUGAAAAUCUUGUUUAAACUUCACGGCGCCCUCCCGGCGGACACGUUGACCGGACAUCGCGAUAGGUUUUCGAAGCAGUUUCACGAGUUGAAGAGCUUUUACAAUACCAUCAAACAUAUGCAGUAUUUUAAACAUUUAAUAGCGAUUCCGUCAUUACCCGAGAACCCACCUAACUUUUUGAUACAAGCCGAACUAAGAACGUAUGUCACGCCGAUAGUGGUACUUCCACCCGAAGAAUCCAUAGACAACGAGACUGCCAUAGAGAACCUUAUUGAUACGUCUGAUACGGGAUCUUUCACGGGCGAUCAAUUAGAUUCUACGAAUACAAGAAACGGCUCGAUAUCACCUGACGCUCUUGCGGAAAGAGACAGUCUUAUUGAUCAUCUGUAUCAAGUAAAUGGUCGCCAAAGGCAAGAAAUAAAUCGGUUUUUAAUAGAGCAUCAACAAAUAAUCGCAGAUCUUAGAAGUCGCGUUUUAGAACUGGAAUCAACACUGUCUUCUAAGAGCAAUGAAAUCGUAACAGAGAAACAAACUUGUCAAAAACUAAUGAAGGAAAAUUUGAUUAUAUUAGAAAGAUUUCAAGAAAUAGAAGGAAAAAAUGAAGUCGUAGAGGAAAAAUUCAAAAAGCUAAAAGAUGUUUAUUCGAAAUUGAGAGAAGAACAUAUCAAUUUGAUUCGAAAGAAAGCUGAACUGGAAAAAGAAUUGGGAGGACUGAAAAUAUCACGAGAGCAAUCUGAACGUCGAAUGUUGAAGGCUGAGGAACGACUGCAGGAAUUACUUCAAGGACAAGGAUCGGCAGAGCAGGAAGCACAAAAAGUGACGCAAGCACGCAAAGAUUUAGAGGAUGUUAGAAAGAGGCUGGACGCCGCCCAAACCGAAAAUUUGGCAUUAGCAGCAAAAAUAGAUUUUAUUACGUCUGAGAAGACAGCUUUGGAAGGGGAUCUUCAUGACUUACUGGUGCAGAAAGAAGAGCUGGAUUUGCGGAUAGUAAAUUUAGAAACUGAUGGCGAACGAUAUCGCAAUCAAGUAAAAACGGAUGCCAAUACAGCUUUAUUUGAUUUAUUACUGAAUGCUAUAUCGGAAGCGGAAUCCAUUUUACAUCAUGCGAUGCACGCUAUCGAUAAUCCAGCCAUAUCGGCAUUAACCUGUACGCCCGACUAUCUCGAAAACUUAUUGGAGCCGACAGAAAAAUCGUUAAACGAUUUAGAGGAGGCUUACAACAAUUAUAUAUCCGAUACAACGAAGGGAAAAGCGCUGAUUCGCACCGCUAUACACAGCGCAUACUUCCUGGCUCUCUAUUUAAUAUAUGCGAAAUCCACUUCGAACACAUCGACGGAUAUCGGUUUAGCCGAUCGAUUUGCCGACGAGUGCAAACAAUUAGGUUCGCAAGGUUUAAUUAUAUUGAGUUAUAUUAAAGAAAAAUCCUCGAUGACUGUAGUACAAAUUGCAAAUGUCAAAAGUCAAUUACAAAAGAUUUCGUCUCUUAUAAAUGCAUUAUCGACUACUCAAAACAACGUGGAAAUUAUUGGAAGCUUAGUGGAAAAUGAGUUGCAGAGUAUGGAUAAAGCUAUAGAAGAAGCAGUUGCAAGAAUACAGGAUAUGUUGGAUAAAUCACGCGCGGCGGAUUCGGGUCUAAAGUUAAAAGUGAAUGAACAGAUCUUGGAUUCUUGCACAGAACUAAUGAAAUAUAUAAGAAAAUUAGUGCAAAGGUCUCGCUUGCUACAGAAAGAGAUUGUGAAACAAGGAAAGGGAACCGCUUCGGUCACCGAAUUUUACAAACGCAAUCAUCAGUGGUCUGAGGGGCUUAUCUCGGCAGCGAAGGCGAUUGCCAUGGGUGCAAACUUUUUGCUAGAAGCAGCAGACAAAGUGGUAUUGGGCAAUGGUAAAUUUGAACAAUUGGUUGUUGCUUCACAAGGAAUCGCGGCAUCUACUGCGCAAUUGGUAGUUGCUAGCAGAGUCAAAGCUGACAGAAACAGUACCAAUUUAACUGAACUCUCCAAGGCUUCGAGAGAAGUGACACAGGCUACAGCAAAUGUUGUUGCGACUGUUAAGAGCUGCAAUCAUCUCGUUGAGGAAAAUGAAGAUUUGGAUAUGUCUAGUCUCAGCUUACAUCAGGCUAAGAGACUGGAAAUGGAGGCGCAAGUUCGAAUCUUGGAAUUGGAACAAGGUCUGGAAACUGAGAGAUUACGUUUAGCUGCUCUUCGACGUUAUCAUUAUCAGCUCGAUGGUGACAACGAGGCAUAGGCAAGUAAUGGAUUGAGUUUAAAUGAAGAAUAUUCAACGAUCACGAGAAGUAUAUGUAGAUAAAGAAUUGUAGCAGUCAUGUAAAUUAGUUUACUAAACUAACUAAUGUCGUGCAGAAAAUUGUUUCUUCGUUGUUAGAAACAAAAUUUAUUCGUUUAGUCUCAGCAUUUAUGUAUCAUGCAUAUUAUGCGUGUCUCGAAGAUCAAUAAUAAUUUUCUAACCAGUAAUGGAAAUCGAUUGUGAAUGUACUUUAUUGAAUGACGCUCAAAUAUAUUUACAUUUACCAGCUACAUAUCAAAAUAAUUUAUAUUAUGUCAUUUUUAAUGUAAAAUUUGAUAUAAAUUUAUUUCACGUCAUCUCUUAUUGAAUUAUAUCAUCGAGCAUUUAUGAGAUAAAGUACAUUUUGUAAAGAAAAUAAUGUAACGAGCAAUGAAAUUCAAAAUGUCCAAGUUUUUAUUACAUUUGGAAUAAUUUUAUAAAAAAAUCAUGUUUUUUCCUAAGAAAAUAAUGAUAUACACUAAAAGAGGAUUGUCAAGUAGUCAAUAUAUUUAAAACUUUAAACUUAUAAAGAUAUUAAUUCUUUAAUGCAUAAAGUACUCUUUUGUUCUCUCUUAAGUAGAUAAUUUGUAUGUCGUAUAUCAAUUAAUUUAAGCUUUAAAGAGUACAAUUUUUUUAUUUUCAUCGCCGAGAGAUUUCAAAAUGCCGAUGUAUAAGAUGUAAAUACUCGGCGCGUAUAUAAAACUUAACACAAAAUUUCUCUAACAGUCUUACCAAAGUUAUUUUGUGAACACAGUUUUCUCAAUAAAUUAUCGAGAAUUAUCUGUGUUGCUAAUUUUCGUAUAAGUUAGUAUACAUGCGACUACAUUAAUAUAUAUAUAUAUAAAUAUAUAUAUAUUUUUUUUAAUCUGUUAUCUUAUGUAAUGAUCAUGCGAAUCACACGAGCAACAUUUUGUCGCGAGAAUUUUAAAUAAAUCGAAACGCAAAGUC